Messenger RNA from Mytilinidion resinicola, 1428 nucleotides. RefSeq lists its product as uncharacterized. The record is from RefSeq and is a predicted model, not a curated record. Lineage: Eukaryota; Fungi; Ascomycota; Dothideomycetes; Mytilinidiales; Mytilinidiaceae. The transcript has a single exon. Bases 169 to 1428 code for a protein of 419 amino acids.
ACCUCAUUAUUCUCUCCACUGUACAGCUACCAUCAGCGAAAGUAACGAUUUGAGUGGACUUAAAGCACCAGCCAUAGCUGCAGUGACUCGUCUCCAUCGGCUUAAAAUCCACUGUCCACCCGCUGUCCACGAGGUCAAGCUAGAAUAUUCUAUUCGCCCAUCAUCACUAUGGCUUCAAAAUCUGAGCCCAAAUCAUCGCAUAGUACUUCGGCCCCUUUCCGGCUCAUGGACCUGCCGCUGGAGCUUCGAGACAUCAUAUACGCAGCCAUUCUUUGUCCCAGAUUACCUCGAAAGGAAACGUUUGGCACAUUCCUGCAUGGAUCUCUAAGCCCGCCCGGCUCAACGACUAUAAUUCCCCUGGGGCAAGCCGCGGUCAGCCAUAAGAUCGAGACCCAGAUCCUCCGCGUCAGCAAAACGGUACACAAAGAGGCGAAAGCCGUCAUGCUCCGAACGAAUCGCUUUGUGAGGGUGACAUCUCGUGGAGUUCUACUAACCCGGAUUGUCCUCGACAGACAGCUUCUCAUCUGGACGGGUCGCGGAAACGAGCUGCGGUUCAAUGGCUACAUGAUGCACCAUGUCAUUCAGCGUACGUGUGACAGAGGAUUCCCUCAGCCACCUUUUUUUGAUUUCAUCCUCCUCGCGUCCGACCUGGAUAUCUUUCUGCGAGGGCUUACCAGAUCGCAUUUUGUGGAGAGCCCCUGCUUUUCCGACCUCUGCGAGGCUGACCAAGUUCUCAACCUGAUUCCAUUCCCAGAGGAAGACUCGCCGUCGAUCGGGCUGUAUGAGUCACUUCUUCGUCCAUACCGCACCCACUUGUGCGGCUUCCCUCGAUUUACGCUUGAGUGCCAUGCUACGCUCGGCCAAGGGAUCACCGUUGAAGUCGCAAACAACAUUUGGGACGAGGAACAGCGUGUUGUUGCCGAGCUACGGUACCUGGAACAGGUCUCAGACGCGUAUCAUCAUGCUGGCGCCUGGACUCAGAGCUCCCCAAUAUGGGUAGCGCUUAAGGAGAAGCUUUCUUCGAUACAUAUCCGCGAGUUUUGGCUCGCUAAUCUGAGGGAGCAUGAACACCAUUCUUGGCCCACAUACACCGCAGAAACAGGCUUCUUGGAGCAAGCAAUCCAACUCGGGAACAUACUAGGAUCCAUUCUCGCCGUGUCGCGGCUUUCCGAUUUGCGGGAAUAUGACUUGGAAGCCCUAGGCGCUGGUUUGGCUGCUCACACGACUAAAGUCCUGAGCACUGAACGUACCCAUCUUCACUACUAUUAUCCGUGUGGUUUCUUCGGGAACUGUCAACACCGUGUGACAGUAUUUCGUGCCACUGGGUUAGAUUUUAAAAUUCUGGGACGGUCGACCACUAGUGAUGCUGAAGUCAGCACUUACUUCUCGGAAGAGGUCCAAGACCUUGAGGGCACGCACACAUUCUGA